Cuscuta epithymum is the source of this 670-nucleotide messenger RNA. Lineage: Eukaryota; Viridiplantae; Streptophyta; Magnoliopsida; Solanales; Convolvulaceae. The record is from the annotation of a GenBank genome assembly.
CGGAGUAUAUUCUAAAUAAGUCUUCAUGGUCCUUAAAUGCCACCCAAAAGAUCUGUCUUUGAACCCCAAUCCAAUUUUCACACAACAGAGCUGCGCGUCUGGCGUACCUAUAACUAUCUGAAUAAGAUCAUACCAUCUAUAUUAACUGUCAAUGUUGAAAAGUUAGCAGAUAUGCAGACAAAAAGAUGGUCCAGAAGCUUUAGCACGGGAGGAAGAAGUAUCCAGUUGGGCCGCCAUUAUGAUCCGGAGUUUGAGCAUGGUUCCGACGAGCAUCAGGCUGCGGAACCUGCCAAGAAAUGGUCUGUUUGGAAAGCCAUUUGGAGGAAAUUCCUGAAAGAGAAGAAGAGGAGGAAGAGCAGAUUCGAGUUGUCGAGAUCUGUGCAUGUUCCCAGAUACGAUGAAUACAGCUAUUCGCAGAAUUUCGAUAAGGGCUCUGACUGGGACGAACCUGAUCAACUCUUGAGAUCUUUCUCUCUUCGUUUUGCUCAUCCACGAUCAAGGAAGACGAUGGUAUUGAAGACGAACCUGAUCAACUCCCAAUCCCGCGCCGUUUAAUUACAGAAAUAUUGAUUGCACGGCUCCUUGCCCUAUGACAUACAUUUUGUACCAUAUAAUUUGCGGUCGGGCACAGUCAUGUUUAUGUAUAUACGGAUAAUUAUGUGAUUUUAUC